Molecule: messenger RNA, 1578 nt
Organism: Boleophthalmus pectinirostris (great blue-spotted mudskipper)
Lineage: Eukaryota; Metazoa; Chordata; Actinopteri; Gobiiformes; Gobiidae
Gene: lrrtm1
Product: leucine rich repeat transmembrane neuronal 1
Exons: 1
Coding region: 1-1578 (525 amino acids)
Molecular function (GO): protein binding
Source: RefSeq, a predicted model, not a curated record
AUGCUAAUGGAUUUCCUUCUAAUUGGACUGUACUUAAAGUGGCCGCUGAAGAAGCCCCCUGGGUUGAUAUUGUAUUCACUGGGCAUUUUUUUGAGAACAGUUCCCUUAGUGGAGGGGGUCUGUCCCAGACUGUGUCGCUGCGACAGCAAGCUGCUGUACUGCGAGGGGCUCAAUCUCACAGACAUUCCUCAGAAUCUGAGCAGUGCCAUGGGUCUGUCCAUGAGAGAGAACAAUCUGACCGAGCUACGUGAAGGCCAACUGUCCAGUCUGUCACAACUCACCUGGCUCUACCUAGACCACAACAACAUUGACAUUGUGGAGGAGGGGGCUUUUGACAGGCUAAGACGGGUCAAGGAGCUGGACCUAAGCAGCAACAGAAUUGAGAGUCUGCCAAAUGGUACCUUUAAGCCCCUCCCAAACCUACGCAUUUUGGACCUCUCAUACAACAGGCUUCAGGCACUAGAGCCAGACUUAUUUCAUGGCCUUAGAAAGCUCACAAAUUUGCAUUUGCGCUAUAAUGCCCUCAAAUUUGUGCCAGUGCGAAUAUUUCAGGACUGCCGAAGCAUGCAGUUUCUGGACCUGGGAUACAACCAACUGCAAAGCCUGGCAAGAAAUUCCUUCGCAGGCCUCUUCAAGUUGUCAGAGCUGCAUCUUGAGCACAAUGAACUGGUUAAAGUCAACUUGGCCCACUUUCCACGCCUCAUCUCUUUACGUACUUUGUACAUGCACAAUAACCGUGCCACUAUUGUUGUGAAUACCCUGGAAUGGACAUGGCAUUUCCUAGAGAAAAUUGACCUCUCAUCCAAUGAAAUCGAGUACAUUGAGCCACAUGUUUUUGAGAGCACCCCUAGCCUCAAAGUAUUGAUGCUAGACUCUAAUCGCCUGGCUGCCUUGGACCAGCGCAUCCUGGAUUCAUGGUCAUCUCUGGACAGCAUCACCCUAGCAGGGAAUGAGUGGGAGUGCAGCCGGAACGUAUGUGCCUUGGCCUCCUGGCUGAGUGCCUUCCGGGGCCAGCGUGACAGCUCCCUACAGUGUUCUAGCCCUGACACAGCACAGGGUGAGGACGUGCUGGACGCGGUCUAUGCUUUUCAGCUCUGUGAGGACCCACCUCUGGAGGUGACUACAGCAGGCCUGUAUGCCUCUACCAGGGAUCUGGCCCAGGGUGGCUCUGUUCUGCUGGGUCCAUUUACCCCCAACCCCUAUGAGGGAGAAGGCAGCGAGGUGGUCACCAGCUCGUUCACAGUCACAGUGGGACAUGAUGAUCUGGAGAGUACCAUGCAGAUCCACAAAGUGGUGACUGGGACCAUGGCCCUCAUCUUUUCUUUUCUCAUCAUAGUGCUCAUGCUCUAUGUGGCGUGGAAGUGCUUUCCUGCUGGAAUACGACAACUGAGGCAGUGCUUUAGUAGUCAGCGACGUAAGCAGAAGCAAAAGCAAAGCAUGCAGCAGAUGGCUGCCAUUUCACCACCAGAGUACUAUGUCGACUACAAACCCAACCACAUCGAGGGAGCCUUGGUAAUCAUAAACGAAUACGGCUCGUGCACAUGUCAACAACAACCUUCUCGGGAAUGUGAGGUGUGA